Molecule: messenger RNA, 1984 nt
Organism: Drosophila nasuta
Lineage: Eukaryota; Metazoa; Arthropoda; Insecta; Diptera; Drosophilidae
Product: beta-1,3-glucosyltransferase-like
Exons: 7
Coding region: 109-1812 (567 amino acids)
Cellular component (GO): membrane
Molecular function (GO): glycosyltransferase activity
Source: RefSeq, a predicted model, not a curated record
UCGAGUAAUGGAUAACGCGAUUUAAAGGCAAUUCUAAAUUCUGUCUAAUUUUGACGGAAUAAAAUAUAUUUCCAAAAAUGUAUAAUUAAAUAAGAAUUGGUGUACACCAUGGAAUCUAAGCAUCAUUUAUUGCUAAUUUGGUUUACAUUGUGUUUUGAUUACUUGUGCCAUGGCCGCGAAAUUCUAUUCGUUAUCUCUUGCCCACGCGAGGGAUUAAAGAAUUGCCGAAAAAUGGAAGAGAAUCUGUGGCAACAACAGCAGCAAAUAACCAAGAUGAUCCCAAUGGAUUAUGAUUACGCCAUUAAGGUUCACAUAAUGCAUGAACUAUUCAAUUACUGGACACUGCUCGACGCGUUGCCACAUUUGCGAAGCCAGACACGUCUGCUAAAUGCCAACACCGAAUGGAUUAUUUGGUGUCAGCAAAACACGAACGUGUCCUCCCUGCGUGCUCUGCUCGACCAGCUAAAUCGCCAGGAUGCCCAAGAGAUGGUCUACUAUGGACACGCCUUGUAUGAUGCUGAGGCAACGAUAGUGCAUCACUUUGCGCACUACAAGAAUCCAACUUGGUUCCCAUAUCCAAUGCUGAGUUCUGGCGUUGUUUUCACAGGUGUUUUACUCCGCAGCCUGGCCGAACUUGUUGCUGCUAAUCCCCAAAAUGUCACCAGGCACAGCGAAUUCGCCAUAGAUGCGGCGCAUGAGUUGGCCCGAUUCAUUUUCGAUAAUUUAGCACCUUCAUUGCCAAAUGAUGAUGAUGAUGAUGAUGAUGAUGAUAGCAGCAGAAACAGUGUCGAAAAAGACUUGUUACAGCGCAGAAUAAUUUUGAAAAGUGCUGCCUACAUUUGUCCCUCGGCGAACUUGUCGCCAGCCUGGUCUGGAGAGUUGCCAUCUCCAGAGACGCCGAAAGGCAAGCGAACAAUAACAACGAAGUCGAAGUUGAAGCCGAAGCCUGUGUCUUGUAUGUUGCAUGCAACUCCUGAAACGGCUGCUGGGAAUGUCGAACAUUGUGUGCACACAACUGGGGCUCACAUCUAUUUUGCAAUCAAAACCUGUGCAAAAUUCCAUAAGGAGCGAGUACCAAUCAUCGAACGCACCUGGGCGCAGGAUGCCAGGCAGCGCAAAUACUACAGCGAUGUGGCAGAUGCCAGCAUACCGACAAUCAGCACCGGGAUACCAAAUGUUGCAACUGGACAUUGUGCCAAAACAUUGGCAAUUUUGCAAUUAUCCCUCAAGGAUAUCAGACAGUCAACGGACAUUCGUUGGCUGGUGCUCGUCGAUGAUGAUACGCUACUGAGCGUGCCUCGAUUGGCCGCUCUGCUGAGCUGUUACAAUCACACGGACCACAUUUAUCUGGGCGAACGCUAUGGCUAUCGAUUGUAUGCGCCGGAUGGCUUCAACUACCACACGGGUGGCGCUGGGAUUGUGCUCAGUGUGCCGCUCGUGCGGCUCAUAGUGGAGCAUUGCAGCUGCCCUUCUCCGAGUGCGCCGGAUGACAUGAUCCUCGGCUACUGUUUGCAGACGCUGGGUGUGCUGGUGUUGCAUUCCUCCGCCUUCCAUCAAGCACGACCCCAGGACUAUUCUGCGGAUGUGUUGCAACUAAAUGCGCCCAUUUCGUUCCACAAAUACUUGCAGACAACGCCGGAGCACACGUAUAAACGGUGGCUGGGUGGCCAGCCACCGGACAACGCCACCAUACGUCAUGUAUCUGGCAAGGAUCAGCAGGCAAUUCCAAUUCCACUUAGUGGACAUGGGCUGCUGCAGCUGGCCAAUGUGCCAACAGGAUUAGAUGGGUCCACAAAGCAUCUGGAUCUAUAGUUGUUUGCAGAUGAGAAAGCAACAAAGACAGCAAGAAGGUCGAAAAAAGUAUAUGAUCACUUAAAUAUAACUUUUCUUUUGAUGGAAAUUCUUAGUCACAAAAUAUUAAGCAAAGUGAUUGAAGUAAAUGCUUUCAGAUGAUGUUUGUAUAUAUAUCAAGUGAUAAAAUAAU